AUAAUAACAAUCAAAGCAUUGCCAUCUUCAACAUCCGAAUUUCAAUCAUCAUUUCAAUUAAGAAUCCAAUCUGAAAAAUGGCUCUCGUUAGAAACAACAGUAGCAAUGGUCGGGAGCCAAUUCUAAGCCCCAGGAGUCUUACUAGUCCUCGGGGCUUAACCAGUCCCAGACCAUUGACAGUCCAACCGACUCAAGAACCUGUUCGCCCUUUGGCCAACUUCCCACCUUCCAUUUGGGUUGAUCGAUUCAUUUCAUUCUCACUUGAUAACAACGAAUUGGAAGCUUACGCAAACGCACUUGAGGGCCCAAAAGAAGCAGUGAGGAAUUUAAUAACGGACACUACAUUUGAUGCAACCGCAAAACUAAAGUUGAUCUACUCUGUGCAUCGUCUUGUACAAUUUCAAGUAUUCAGACACCAUGGUUAUAAACUAUCUUCUGACGUAUUCAAAAAGUUCAAAGACAACAACACGGGUACAUUCACGGAUGAUGUCACAAAAGACGUGAAGGGUAUGUUGAGUUUGUACGAAUCAGCACACUUGAGGCUACAUGGAGAAGAUCUCUUAGAUGAAGCUUUAGCAUUCACUGAAGCUCAACUUAAAAGAAUCGUAAGCACACUUGAGGGAGAUCUUGCACGACAAGUUAAUCAAGUCUUAAAGAGACCCUUUCACACCGGGAUGCCAAUGGUGGAGGCAAGACUAUAUUUUAGCACACAUGAAGAAGAUUUUUCAAGCCAUGAGUCGGUUGUAAAGCUAGCUAAAGUCCACUUUAACUAUUUGCAACUACAACAAAAAGAAGAACUCCGUAUGGUUUCACAGUGGUGGAAAGAUAUGGAGUUUCAGACAUCGGUCCCUUACAUAAGAGAUAGAGUACCGGAGAUAUACUUGUGGAUUUUGGGGUUAUAUUUUGAGCCUUACUACUCUCGGGCGCGUAUCAUAGCCACAAAAAUCACUUUGUUUUUGGUGGUUUUAGAUGACACAUAUGAUGCAUAUGCUACAAUCGACGAGAUCCGAUUGAUCACAGAUGCGAUUAAUAGGUGGGAAAUUAGUGCUAUUGAUCAGCUUCCCGAAUAUAUCAAACCGUUCUACAGAAUUCUCCUCAAUGAGUACGAUGAUCUCGAGAAAGAAUACUCUAAGGACGGAAGAGCAUUCAGUGUCCACGCUUCAAAACAAGCGUUUCAAGAAAUUGCAAGAGGGUAUCUUGAAGAGGCAGAGUGGUUACACAAUGGCUAUGUGGCUACAUUUCCCGAGUAUAUGAAGAAUGGUUUGAUUACUUCGGCUUAUAAUGUUAUUUCAAAAUCGGCUUUGGUGGGGAUGGGUGCGAUUGCAGAUGAAGAGGCCCUUGCAUGGUAUGAAACACAUCCGAAAAUUUUGAAAGCUUCGGAGUUGAUUUCAAGACUCCAAGACGAUGUUAUGACUUUUCAGUUUGAGAGGAAACGAGGACAAUCGGCCACGGGUGUUGAUGCUUAUAUAAAGGAAUACAAUGUAUCCGAAGAAGUGGCAAUUAAAGAGCUCAUGAAGAUGAUUGAAAACGCAUGGAAAGAUAUAAACGAAGGAUGUCUAAAGCCUACUGAGGUCUCGGUGGCUCUACUAACUCCUAUUUUGAAUCUUGCAAGAAUGAUUGAUGUGGUAUACAAAUUUGAUGAUGGGUUCACCUUUCCCGGGAAAACCCUAAAAGAUUAUAUUACCCUUUUGUUCGUUACUCCCCCUCCUAGUAUCGAAAACUGCUAGGUUGUAACUUGUAAUACAAUCAUCAUAUUUUCUCGGAAAUUUUCUUAUAAUUUGCCGCGUAUGUUUGCGCUCGAGUUGUGAGAUUCUUUUUAACAUUCUAUUGUAAUAUUCUUGUCAAAUAAAAAUUUCUUGUUAUGGUCUCUUUUGGGAUGUUUUAUGGUGUAUUUCAUUGAUGUAAUUAGGAUUGUAACGCUCUAUUAUUAUUAUUAUUUUUUUAUUUUCCCCUAUCAAGGAUUGUCAGG
Lactuca saligna is the source of this 1969-nucleotide messenger RNA. NCBI's taxonomy places the organism in Eukaryota, Viridiplantae, Streptophyta, Magnoliopsida, Asterales, Asteraceae. The record is from the annotation of a GenBank genome assembly.